Messenger RNA from Asterias rubens (European starfish), 1917 nucleotides. RefSeq lists its product as uncharacterized. The coding region runs from base 1 to 1917 and encodes 638 amino acids. Lineage: Eukaryota; Metazoa; Echinodermata; Asteroidea; Forcipulatida; Asteriidae. The transcript has a single exon. The record is from RefSeq and is a predicted model, not a curated record. Gene Ontology annotation, molecular function: nucleic acid binding. Gene Ontology annotation, biological process: DNA integration.
AUGUCUGAUGUAAAAACACUGGUUACAACUGCACCAAUACUGGCCUACUACAAUCCAAAAAGAGAUGUAACCAUACAAUGUGAUGCCAGUAAAACAGGUCUCGGUGCGGCUAUCCUACAAGAAGGAAAACCAAUUGCUUAUGCAAGUAGGGCAUUGACCCCAACUGAACAGAGAUAUGCCCAAAUUGAGAAAGAGGCUCUUGCACGAUUCCACCAGUACACCUUUGGUCAAAAAAAUCUAGUUGAAAGUGACCAUAAACCGCUCGAGACAAUUGUCAAGAAACCACUUCAUCGUGCCCCAAGACGUCUCCAAGGCAUGCUGAUGAGAAUGUUGAACUACGACAUAGAAAUUCUCUGGAAGAAAGGCACGGAAAUGCAUCUUGCAGAUAUGCUGUCCAGAUCCUACCUACCGUACACUGAUGGAUCAGAUGACUUUGCUCAGGUCAACCUGGUUGAUAGCCUUAGCAUGGGACCAGACAGACUACGACAAAUAAAAGAAGAAACGGACAAAGAUGAAUCACUGCAACUACUGAAAGUGGUGAUCCAACAAGGGUGGCCCGAUGAGAAAGACUUCCUUCCAUCCCAAACACUACCUUACUUCAACGUUCGUGACGAACUCUCCCUUUCGGAUGGUCUUGUGUUCCGAGGGGAGCGCAUCGUAAUACCAAGCUCACUCAGGAAAGAAAUGAUAAAGACAGUUCACAACUCUCAUCUUGGUGUUGAAAGUUCCCUCAGGAGAGCUCGUGAAUGUCUAUUCUGGCCAGGCAUGUCUGCUGAGAUAAAGCAGUUUGUAUCAAACUGUGAUGCGUGCAGAUCAUAUGAGACAAAAAACCAGAAGGAAACACUCAUGCCUCAUGAUCUACCAAACCGCCCCUGGGAGAAAAUUGGAGCCGAUCUUCUAGAGUAUGAUGGUAAGGACUACCUAAUCACUGUUGACUAUUUGUCCAACUUCUGGGAAAUAGACAGACUCCACAACCUGACCUCAAAAACUGUCAUAAAAAAGUUGAAAUCUCACUUUGCAAGAUAUGGCAUACCAAACUCGGUAAUCAGCGACAAUGGUGGUCAGUUCACGUCCGAUGAGUUCAAGAAAUUUUCCAAAGUUUGGGAUUUUGAACAUUUCACUAUCUCCCCCAAACAUAGCCAAUCUAAUGGUAAAGUGGAGUCUGCAGUGAAGGCUGCAAAAAGACUACUAAAGAAGUGCAAGAAAGCCAACUCUGACCCAUACAUGGCACUUCUUGAACUGAGAAAUACUCCAACUCAAGGAAUCAGCAGCAGUCCCGCACAAAGACUGCAUAGCCGAAGAACCAGAACCCUUCUACCCACAUCUAACAGCCUGUUAGUACCAAGAGGAAAAGACAUCAUGGAAAGUGAGCGAGCCAAAAUGAAACAUCUACAGAGAAAACAGUCGGACAACUACAACAAACAUGCAAAAGACUUGCCAUCGCUGGCAGAAGGAGAUGUUGUACGACUGAAACCAUUCCGCUCUGGAGAAAAACAAUGGCCACGGGCUGUUGUAAGCAAGAGACUGGACGAGAGAUCCUACGAAAUCGAAACCCAACAAGGACAGACCUUGAGACGCAAUCAUGUUGACCUGAAGAAAACGCGUGAAGAACCACCAGUAAUGCAUGGUCACACAAACAUGAGACACUUGCAUGCCCCGACCCCCACUGACCAAUGCAUUACAAAGCAAACCAUCCUACCACCACAGAGUCACCCAGACCCACAAGUAUCUGAUGGAUCUGGAACACCGAAACAACCCACACGGAAACAACCCACACGCAUCCCUCAAAUGGAACACCCCCCAGGAAUGCAUCAAACAAUUGACCCAAACCCUCAACAAGAGACAAUUGAACUGAAAGACUUGCCAAAAACCAGAUCUGGUAGAAUGAUCAAAGAACCUAGCAGACUAAAGGACUAA